This is a messenger RNA of Pseudogymnoascus verrucosus, 1740 nucleotides long. RefSeq lists its product as uncharacterized. Gene Ontology annotation, molecular function: N,N-dimethylaniline monooxygenase activity; zinc ion binding; 5-methyltetrahydropteroyltriglutamate-homocysteine S-methyltransferase activity. The record is from RefSeq and is a predicted model, not a curated record. The transcript has 5 exons. The coding region runs from base 1 to 1740 and encodes 579 amino acids. Lineage: Eukaryota; Fungi; Ascomycota; Leotiomycetes; Thelebolales; Thelebolaceae.
AUGGGCUCUUUUGAGAGUAAACUUCCCGCAGUGGUUAACGCGAGCACCGCGACCACAAAUGGCGACGAUACAUCGUAUAAAGUUCUGGAGCAACCAUAUGGGACAGCUCGACAGAUAAGAAUCGUGACCAUCGGUGCCGGCGCCAGCGGCCUCAACUUGAUCAAGACCCUACGCACGCACAUGACCAACUACGAUCACGUCGUCUACGAAAAGAACCCAGAGGUCGGAGGAACUUGGUAUGAAAAUCGUUACCCUGGAUGCCAAUGCGACCACCCAUCCCACAAUUACCAAUUUUCAUGGAGGCCAAAUCCUAAUUGGACCAAAUUCUCUGCCGAUUCUACUGAGAUCCAAGAAUACCUCUGUCGACUGUGCGACGAGGAGGGCAUGCGACCAGAGAUAAAAUUGUCCCACGAAAUUAUUCGGGCUGAGUGGAACGAAGAUCUUGGAGAGUGGCUUUUGAAGAUUAAAAACACAAUAACCGGAGAGGUGUUCAAUGACCACUGUAACUUCCUUCUUAAUGCUUCGGGCAUUUUAAAUAACUGGAAGUGGCCUGCGAUUACAGGGCUUCAUGACUUCAAGGGCGAAUUGGUCCAUAGUGCCUCUUGGCCCGAGAACUUCGAUUACAAUAACAAGAAGGUUGUAGUUAUUGGGAACGGCUCAUCAGGAGUCCAAAUCGUACCCAAGAUUCAACCCCAUGUUAAAGAGCUUGUUCAUGUUAUUCGCUCGUCCACAUGGAUUGCACCACCACAAACCGAACGAAUGCUGAAAGGAAAUUCCGCCGAAAUUAUUCAAUCCAUAAAGAUGGAUGGCGAUAAAUUCACUACAGAGCAGAAAGAUAGAUUCAAGGCCGAUAAUGAUUAUUACAGAGGUUUUAUUAAGGCAGUUGAGGAACAGGUCAAUGCCAGGUUCAAGGCUCAAGUGGAUGUCAAAACAUUAGGGGAAGCCAGUAGAAAGAUUAUGGUAGCCCACAUGACAAAGGCUUUAGGCGGAAACCAAGAACUUAUGGAUGCCAUGAUUCCUAAAUUUCCAGUCGGUUGCCGCAGGUUGACACCUGGAGUGGGCUACCUAGAGUCGCUUGGAAAGGAGAAUAUUCGGGUUGUCACACAAGGAAUCGCCAAAAUUACAGAGAAAGGUCUUGAGUUAACGUCCGGCGAGGUGGUCGAGGUUGAUGCUAUUAUAUGCGCAACUGGCUUCGACGUCUCUUUCUGCCCGAGAUUCCCUAUUAUUGGCAGGAAAGGCAACCUGCAAGACACAUGGAGGAACGGAAUACCAUCAGCAUACAUGUCGUGUGCGGUCCCUAAUGUGCCCAACUACUUUGUAUUCCUGGGACCGAGCGCCCCAAUUGGCCAUGGCAGUGUCCUCACUAUUUCCGAACAUGUGGCCAAAUAUAUUGUCAGCAUGCUGAAAAAAUGCCAGACAGAGGGCAUCAAAGCCGUUCAGCCAAAGGAAGAUGCUGUUCGCGACUUCACCGAGCACAUCCAAGCCUUCAUGCCACGGACUUCCUGGUCCGGCAACUGUCGGUCGUGGUACAAGAAUGGCACAGCCGAUGGGCCCAUCAUUGCGCUGCAUCCUGGGAGCCGCAUUCACUGGUUCCACAUGCUUGAGAACUUCCGAGGCGAGGACUACGAGUACACGUUGGACUCGAACAACAGAUUCCGUUUCUUAGGAAACGGGUUCUCUGUCAAAGAGGCGGAGGAGAAUCCUACUUGGUACUUAGAUACGCCGAAUAAGUUGUUUUAG